AUGGUCGACCACCCAUAAGAUUAAAAGGAUUGGAAAAGCGUGUAGAAUUUCAAAUUAAUAGACAAGAAGUAUUACAUGAAGAAUCAUGUAUUAGGCAAGGGAAAUUUUGCAGAAACUUACUUGGCAACUCGCGUUGAGGAUGAAAAUUAGAUCUUAGCAUGCAAAAUGAUUGCUAAAUAGCAAAUUAUGGAAAAAUUAAGGCGUGCCCCAGAUCCAGAAGGCAGAAAAAAAUAUAUCAUAGAUGCUCUUAAAAAUGAAGUCCAAUUGUGGAAGGAAUUGGAUCACCCAAACAUCGUCAAAUUCAUAGAUUUCUCAGAAACCCCUAACAACAUUUAUUUCUUUUUAGAAUAUUGCAAUGGAGGAGAUUUAGAUAAGUUGAUUAAAAGGCAAGGAAGAUUAUCAGAGGUAGAAACCAUUCACUACUUUAAAGAAAUUGUUGAUGGCUGCGAUUUCCUUUACAAGAAAGCAAUUAUUCAUCGUGAUUUGAAACCCGAAAAUAUCCUCAUUCACAAUGGUGCUGCAAAGAUAGCCGAUUUUGGAUUUGCUAAGGUCAUCGAUUAUGAUAACCGUGAAAAGGCAGCCACCUAGACUUAUGUAGGUACACCCUAUUACAUGGCUCCUUAGAUUAUAAAUGGUGAAGAAUAUUCUAUCAAAUGCGAUAUUUGGAGUCUUGGUGUCAUGCUCUACUAAGCUCUCUAUGGUAUGGUGCCUUUCUCUGAUAAAACAAGCUUAGAAUCCCUCGCUCAGAAAAUCAAGUAAGCUGAAAUUAAAUUCCCACCCUCUAUUCCUGUCUGCAAUGAAAUUAAAGAACUUAUUUAAAAAAUGUUAACCGCUGAUGAAGAUAAGAGAAUUUCAAUAGCAGAAGUUAAAACAAUUAUGGAUGAAUUAUACUCUAAAAAAUGUUAAAAUUGA
This is a messenger RNA of Tetrahymena thermophila SB210, 912 nucleotides long. RefSeq names its product plant dual-specificity MAP kinase kinase family domain protein. The record is from RefSeq and is a predicted model, not a curated record. The transcript has a single exon. Lineage: Eukaryota; Ciliophora; Oligohymenophorea; Hymenostomatida; Tetrahymenidae. Gene Ontology annotation, molecular function: ATP binding; protein serine/threonine kinase activity. Gene Ontology annotation, cellular component: autophagosome; cytoplasm. Gene Ontology annotation, biological process: autophagosome organization; autophagy; protein autophosphorylation.